Messenger RNA from Lytechinus variegatus (green sea urchin), 1436 nucleotides. RefSeq lists its product as uncharacterized. The transcript has a single exon. Lineage: Eukaryota; Metazoa; Echinodermata; Echinoidea; Temnopleuroida; Toxopneustidae. The coding region runs from base 528 to 1406 and encodes 292 amino acids. Gene Ontology annotation, molecular function: protein dimerization activity. The record is from RefSeq and is a predicted model, not a curated record.
UUGUAUAGCGCCAUCUAUCUAGAAACAAACAAUUCCGUGCAUAGAGGUGGAUAAAGCAUCAAACUCUGAUUCCGAGGCACACUGUUAUCAACUCCUAGGCUUGUUCACAAAGUGACAAUACAAACAAACAUAGACAUAAUACAUACACGACAAGAACUCUUCAUGAUAUGAAGAGAUUAAUGAAAUAGAAUUACCAAUAGCAUGAUGAACAAAGACAAUUUUCAGAAGUAGAGUCAAUUGGUGUUAAAUAGAAAUAUAAAUUUCGUGACGUUACCAACAUUGCAAGGUACAAUAGAAAUCAUAAUUCACUACAUUUACGUUUUGGCACACACAAAUUACGAAUGAUUAAAGAAUAGUGCAUUGUGGGUAAGAUAACAGGGACGGUUUGAGCAGAUUAGGAAUUUAACUGAUCCCUUUCACAUUUACCAUGGUACAGGAGACGACAACAAUGUGAAUUGUUUAUCUUUGUUCUUAAUUUUUCAGACUUCAGCACACCAACAGUCACUCAACAGCAUACUGAAUCCAAUAUGAUGUUCACUCGAGACGAAAACUUCGAUCUUGCAGAAGAAGUCUUAAAGGAUCUAAAUAAAGAAUUAAGGGGAAACCAAAGACACAUUGGCUUUCUCAACGGUUCUUCAGGUGAUAAGAAAAUUGGUCUUGACGCAUCUUCCAGAGUCACUGUGGUUGUCGAGCCUGACUUCUGCGGUAUUGGCAAAAGAGAUGCCGAUGCUAUAGAUACGAUGGGAUGGACACAUCCAUUGGCCUGUAAUUGGGACACCCAUGAUCCCAAUGACCAAUGUCAGUGUUCUGAGCAAAGCUCACAAGGGACAGGUCUCCGACGAUAUCACCUACUAGACCAACGGCAGAUCUUUCAAGAACAAUAUCAACUGAAUGAAAAUCAAAUACAACAGAAAUGUGAAAGUAGGCCAACGAUCAAAAAGGAAGUCAAGGAACCAUGUUCAUGCGAAUCAGUAAGAACGGCAACGAAUCCGCAAGCGGAAUCAACAAAUUCGACCAAACCCACCAGGAAGGCCGGCCGAAAGCCACCAAUAGGUCCAGACGGAAAAGUCAGGUACAGCAAGCGAAGGGAGACUGAGGACAAACGCAGGCGCGUCAACCACAGAGAGCGCUACCGAAUGCAUCAACUGAGUGAAGCCUUCGACCGUCUUCGCCAGGUGCUUCCUGCUAAUGCUCUCGACGUCCAAUCUCGACGGACCGAUAACGGGCGCCCUCAACGAUACCCUGUUAGACAAAAACUAAGUAAGGUAGACACGCUACUCCUUGCUCAGGACUAUAUCCUUAGUCUCCAGGAAAUGUGUAAAACCUCUCCUGACCUGUUAUCUCACCCACCACCUCCACGUGCAUCCCCUAGCUGUUCUUGGAAUCAUUUCGGCCUAUCAUCGUGAUUGUAACCAACCGUUUAUUCUAAUAGCAUC